AUGGAUGACGAAGAAAAGAAGACGACUCCAGAGAAGACACCGACGCUCGGAGACCGGAUCAUGGUGACGCAAGAAGCCUGGUUGGCGCUCCUGCUGAAUGGAUGGAAGACCAUGGAAGUCCGCAGCAGUCCGGCGCCGCCAGGACCCAUCUGGCUGGGCUACGCCGGCCGCUUAUACGGCUCCGCAACAAUUAGCGAGUGCCGGAAGCUGGCACCGGAGGAUUUCGAAAGCACCAGGGAUCAGCACCGGCACGUGGGCCGAAUCAACCAGGACGACACGCUGUACGGCUUGCUGCUGACGGACGUCGUCCCGCUAGCACAGCCAAGAGACUUCUACCGCCCCCCAACUUCAAAAUCCUGGGAGGUCUUCCGCAACGGGCCGGAAGAGAAAGCCCCCCGCAAAAAGAACCACAAAACGCCGGGGACCCUAGACAACGCCCUGCGAGAUCGGACAGAGGGCGGCGAAGGUGCAGAAGAUAAGGCCGUCGAACCAUCUCCAGGCGAGGCCAUGCCCCGCCGGAAGCGCCAACGCCGCGUGCCAGCUCUCCCACUUCCAUGA
This is a messenger RNA of Symbiodinium sp. CCMP2592, 558 nucleotides long. The record is from the annotation of a GenBank genome assembly. NCBI's taxonomy places the organism in Eukaryota, Dinophyceae, Suessiales, Symbiodiniaceae.